CACGAGUUCUUCACACAUUCAUGUGACUGAAAGCUUUUUUUAACACGAAGUUUGUAUCCCCGUAUGGCGUCGAGCUUUACUCAGCUCAUCUACCUGGACUUUCUGUAGAGCUAAACUCCAGGCCACACUGAGGAUCCAAGACGAUUAGCCGUGUCCUGUGAUCACCAAACUAGCAGGAAAUUCAACUGUCGGCGAUUGAGUAACUGUCGCUGUCUGGAGCCAUGGCAAAGGAGUUGGUUCCAACCGCAGAGCAAGCAGCUACCCUGCUGCGCUCCAGCCUGGCCCUGUUCGAGCGCGAGCCAGCCCGCUACGCGCUGCGACCCGGCGUGGCGGCGGUGCUGCGCGACAUGCUGGCCGCGUGCAGCGGGGGCGGGGAGGCGGAGGAGCGCGCCGUACGGGAGUACGACGACCGGGUGGCGUACAGGGAGGGCGAGGCCCUGUACGUGCUGGCGCUGCAGCGGAGCGGGUGCCAGCGGGUGCUGGAGGGCAUGUCGUACAAGGCGCUGCCCGCAACACCAGCCGCCGGGGCAGGUAGCAGCAGCUGCAGCAGGAGCAAAGAGGGGACGGAGGGCCGUGGCUCCGGCGCCCCUCCCGCUGCCCCUCCCUCUGCUGCUGCUGCUGCUGCUGAACCCAGGCUGCAUGCCGCUGCGGGGCCGGCGGAAGGGGGGCC
This is a messenger RNA of Astrephomene gubernaculifera, 670 nucleotides long. Lineage: Eukaryota; Viridiplantae; Chlorophyta; Chlorophyceae; Chlamydomonadales; Astrephomenaceae. The record is from the annotation of a GenBank genome assembly.